AUGAAAUACUUGGUUGCUUUUGGCUUGCCUUCCUUCUUUUUACUAAAUACUGGUGACCAUCGAGUUUCUCUCACUCCAUCUUUUUCAUCAUGGUCUCUCUUACUAUCUCUCUCCUUUUCAUCGUCUUUUCUCUCUCUCUGUCCUUUUUCUCUCUGUCUUUCUCUGUCCUUUUCUUUUCUCUCUCUCUCUGUCCUUUUCAUCGUCUCUCUCUCUGUCCUUUUCAUCGUCUUUCUCUCUCUCUCUGUCCUUUUCAUCUCUCUCUCUCUCUGUCCUUUUCAUCGUCUCUCUCUCUGUCCUCUCUCUCUGUCCUUUUCAUGUCUCUCUCUCUGUCCUUUUCUCUCUCUCUCUCUCUUUUCAUUGUCUCUCUCUCUGUCCUUUUCAUUUCUCUCUCUCUGUCCUUUUCAUCGUCUCUCUCUCUCUCUCUGUCCUUUUCAUCGUCUUUCUCUCUCUCUCUGUCCUUUUCAUCGUCUCUCUCUCUCUGUCCUUUUCAUCGUCUCUCUCUCUCUGUCCUUUUCAUCGUCUCUCUCUCUCUGUCCUUUUCAUUGUCUCUCUCUCUCUGUCCUUUUCAUUGUCUCUCUCUCUGUCCUUUUCAUUCUCUCUCUGUCUCUCUCUGUCCUUUUCAUUGUCUCUCUCUCUGUCCUUUUCAUUGUCUCUCUCUCUGUCCUUUUCAUUGUCUCUCUCUCUGUCCUUUUCAUUGUCUCUCUCUCUCUCUGUCCUUUUCAUCGUCUCUCUCUCUCUCUCUGUCCUUUUCCUCUCUCUCUCUCUGUCCUUUUCAUCGUCUCUCUCUCUCUCUGUCCUUUUCAUCGUCUCUCUCUCUCUCUGUCCUUUUCGUCGUCUCUCUCUCUCUCUGUCCUUUUCAUCGUCUCUCUCUCUCUCUGUCCUUUCAUCGUCUCUCUCUCUCUCCUUUUUUUCGCCAUCUCUCUCUCUCUGUCCUUUCGCGUCUCUCUCUCUCUUCGUCUCUCUCUCUCUCUCCGUCCUUUUUGCCAUCGUCUCUCUCUCUCUCUCUCCGUUUUUUGCCAUAGUCUCUCUCUCUCUCAGGUCCUUCCCAUAGUCUCUCUCUCUCUCUCCUCUCUCUCUCUCUCCUUUUUUUGCCAUAGUCUCUCUCUCUCUCUCCGUCCUUUUUGCCAUAGUCUCUCUCUCUCUCUCCGUCCUUUUUGCCAUAGUCUCUCUCUCUCUCUCUGUCCUUUUUGCCAUAGUCUCUCUCUCUCUCUCUGUCCUUUUUGCCAUCGUCUCUCUCUCUCUCUCUCCGUCCUUUUUUCUCUCUCUCUCUCUCUCCGUCCUUUUGCCAUAGUCUCUCUCUCUCUCCGUCCUUUUUGCCGUCUCUCUCUCUCUCUCUGUCCUUUUCUCCGUCUCUCUCUCUCUCUCUCUGUCCCUUUUUUCGUCUCUCUCUCUCUCCGUCAUUUUUGUGUCUCUCUCUCUCUUCUCUCUCCGUCCUUUUUUGCCAUAGUCUCUCUCUCUCUCUGUCUAUCUCUUCUCUCUGUCCUUUCAUCGUCUCUCUUUCUCUCUCUGUCCUUUUCAUCGUCUCUCUUUCUCUCUCUGUCCUUUUCAUCGUCUCUCUUUCUCUCUCUGUCCUUUUCAUCGUCUCUCUUUCUCUCUCUGUCCUUUUCAUCGUCUCUCUCUCUCUCUCUCCUUCCUUUUUCUCUCUUUCUCUCUCUGUCCUUUUCUCUCUCUCUUUUCUCUCUGUCCUUUUCAUCGUCUCUCUCUCUCUCUGUCCUUUUCUUUCUCUUUCUCUCUGUCUUUUUCAUCUCUUUCUCUCUCUGUCCUUUUCAUCGUCUCUCUUUCUCUCUCUGUCCUUUUCAUCGUCUCUCUUUCUCUCUCUGUCCUUUUCGCCAUAGUCUCUCUCUCUCUCUCUCUGUCCUUUUCGCCAUAGUCUCUCUCUCUCUCUCUGUCCUUUUCGCCAUAUCUCUCUCUCUCUCUCUCCGUCCUUUUCGCCAUAGUCUCUCUCUCUCUGUCCUUUUCGCCAUAGUCUCUCUCUCUCUCUCUGUCCUUUUCUCUCUCUCUCUCUGUCCUUUUCGCCAUAGUCUCUCUCUCUCUCUCUGUCCUUUUUUCGCCAUAGUCUCUCUCUCUCUGUCCUUUUCCGCCAUAGUCUCUCUCUCUCUGUCCUUUUCUUAUAGUCUCUCUCUCUCUCUUAGUCUCUCUCUCUCUCUCUGUCCUUUUCUCUCUGUCCUUUCUCUCUCUCUCUCCUUGUCCUUCCCUUUCUCUUUAAGCGAGCAACUUGGAACGGUCAUUACUGCACCAAAUUUCAGUGCAGCAAUUGCCGCUGAGAGCCUCCACAAAGCCAUGGCUGGACUUGGAACCAAUGAUCGAAAAUUAAUCUCGGUCCUGUCACAUCAUACCAAUGAACAACGGCAAGAAAUUGCGAAGGUUUACUUGGAAAAAUACCAAAAGGACCUGCAAGCAGAUCUGAUAUCGGAUCUGAGCGGACAUUACAAAGACACGGCUCUUUCACUGUUCGUGCCGACAAUUCUUUAUGAUGUCAAAGAAUUGAAAAGAGCUAUGAAGGGUUUUGGCACUGAUGAAUCAACCCUUGUUGAAAUUCUCUUUUCUCGAAAAACUGCUACAAUUCAGAAGAUCAAAGAGACUUAUGAAGCAGAAUAUGGUGUCACCCUUGAAGCUGACAUUGAUAGCGAAACUGGUGGAGACUUCCGGAGGUUACUCCUGCAUCAACUGAAAACAAAGAGGGACGAGACGAAAGGACUGGACAUAAAUCUAGAAAUGGCUCGGCAAGAUGCUCAGGAAUUGUAUAGAGCUGGUGAAGGCAGACUUGGGACGGAUGAAUCCAAAUUUGAUUGCAUUUUUUGCAGCCGUAGUUUUGGUCACAUUAAAAAGAUUAUCCAAUUUUACAAGGAAAUUACUGGACAUGAAUUGGAAAAAGCAAUUGAGAGAGAAACCAGUGGGGAUCUGAAAAAGGCUUAUCUCGGAAUUGUUUCCAUGGCUCGAGGCAAACCUCAUUAUUUUGCUGAACGGAUUCAUAAAUUUGUUAAGGGGCUUGGAACAAAAGAUUUGAACUUGAUUCGUGUUAUCAUUACAAGGUCUGAGAUUGACAUGGUCCAAGUGAAAGAGCAGUAUGAAAAGCUGUAUAAUGUUUCAUUGGCCAGCAGCAUUUCUGGCGACACCAGUGGAGAUUACAAAGAACUUCUGUUGGCCCUGAUUGGAGAACGAAUUCCAGGAUAG
Molecule: messenger RNA, 3174 nt
Organism: Acanthosepion pharaonis
Lineage: Eukaryota; Metazoa; Mollusca; Cephalopoda; Sepiida; Sepiidae
Source: the annotation of a GenBank genome assembly